AUGAGUUUAAAACGUAAACGGGUAGUGGUUAGUUUAGAAACAAAGUUAAGUGCAAUAAAACGUUUAGAUAAGGGUGAGUCGUUAAAGAAGGUUGCCGCUGACCUAGGUGUUGCAGAAGUGACUGUUGGAGAUUGGAGACGUAAGCGGAAAGAUAUUGAACAGUGGGUUAAUAAAAGUGUAAGUGAUGGAAGCGAUUUGUUGCGGAAAACUAUGAAGAAAGGGGAGUACGAACAGACUUCUGAAGCGUUGUUUUUGUGGUUUUCUAAUCUUCGAGGGGUGGGAAGUCCAAUAAGUGGUCCCAUGCUUCAAGCUAAAGCUGUUGAGUUUAACAAACGGUUUAAGGACGGUGAGGCUAAUUUUAGUGCAAGUGAUGGUUGGCUUGACAGGUGGAAGAAGAGGUAUGGCAUCCGACAAUUAAAUAUUUCUGGUGAAAAACUUUCUGCUGAUUCGUCUGAAAUUGAGUCGUUUAGCUUAAGAAUGAAAGAACUUAUUUUAGAUCAUGGGCUCACAUCAGACCAAAUAUUUAAUUGCGACGAAACCGGUCUCAAUUUUAGAAUGCUUCCUAACAAAACAUUGGCAGCCCAAAGUGAAAAAACUGCGCCUGGGUACAAAAAGAGCAAAGAACGAGUAACUCUUUUGAUGUGUAGCAACUCUUCUGGAUCCUUAAAAUUGAGACCUCUCCUUAUUGGAAAAUCAAAGAACCCAAGGGCUUUUAAAAAUAUCCAAGUUAACUGCCUACCCACCAUGUACAGGCAUCAACGAAGUGCAUGGAUGGAUGGCCAAACUUUUAAAGAGUGGUUUUUUGACGAGUUCGUUCGUGUUGUUGAGGCCUACUUGAAAAAGAAGAACCUACCAAGAAAAGCUAUUCUUCUUAUGGACAACGCGCCAUCUCAUCCAGAUGCAAGUGAAUUGGUUAGUGGUGACAUAAAAGCUGUUUUCUCGCCACCAAAUGUCACAUCUCUUAUUCAACCUCUGGACCAAGGCGUUUUAGAGGCUAUGAAACGGCACUAUCGACGAAGGCUUCUCCAAGUGUUGUUGACAUGGUUGGACGAGGGAAUCACGGUAACUGCAGCACUUAAAAAGAUCACCGUUAAGGACGUCUCAUACUGGAUAGUUUCAGCGUGGGACGAUGUGAGAGUGUCAACUUUGCAAAAGUCAUGGCGAAAACUUUUCCAAAUUCAAACAAGAAGCAAUGAAAAUGAUAACGACAACUGUGUCGCUGAAAUAGUAAACCUCGCUAAUCAGUUACCAACAGAACUGCUGAUAAAUGAUAGAAGACGUCAACGAGUGGUUCAUGCAAGACCAGCAAACGGAACUUACUGA
This is a messenger RNA of Homalodisca vitripennis (glassy-winged sharpshooter), 1323 nucleotides long. RefSeq names its product jerky protein homolog-like. Gene Ontology annotation, cellular component: nucleus. The coding region runs from base 1 to 1323 and encodes 440 amino acids. The transcript has a single exon. Gene Ontology annotation, molecular function: DNA binding. Lineage: Eukaryota; Metazoa; Arthropoda; Insecta; Hemiptera; Cicadellidae. The record is from RefSeq and is a predicted model, not a curated record.